GUCUCUUCACACUCCUCGUUGAAGAUUUUGGGGUCAAGGGAGUCCAGGUUGAAGAGAUUUAUGAUCUGCAGAGCAAAUGCCAAGGCCCUGUGUAUGGGUUCAUCUUCCUGUUCAAGUGGAUUGAGGAGCGUAGAUCACGCCGGAAGGUCUCUACCCUGGUGGAUGAGACAUCGGUGAUUGACGAUGACAUCGUUAAUAACAUGUUCUUUGCUCACCAGCUGAUCCCCAAUUCCUGUGCCACCCAUGCCCUGCUCAGCGUCCUCCUCAACUGCAACAAUGUCGACCUGGGCCCCACGCUGAGCCGCAUGAAGGAUUUCACCAAAGGAUUCAGCCCGGAGAGUAAAGGCUAUGCCAUCGGCAAUGCCCCGGAGCUGGCCAAGGCCCACAACAGCCAUGCCAGGCCGGAGCCGCGGCACUUGCCGGAGAAGCAGAACGGUAUCAGCGCUGUGCGAACCAUGGAGGCUUUUCAUUUCGUCAGCUACGUCCCCAUCAAGGGGCGGCUGUUUGAGCUGGAUGGGCUGAAGGUCUAUCCCAUUGACCAUGGGCCGUGGGCUGAGGACGAGGAAUGGACGGACAAAGCCAGGAGGGUGAUCAUGGAGCGCAUCGGCCUGGCCACCGCAGGGGAGCCGUACCACGACAUCCGCUUCAACCUGAUGGCGGUGGUGCCUGAUCGGAGGAUGAAGUACGAGUCCAAACUGCACAUCCUGAAGAUGAACCGCCAGACUGUGCUGGAGGCCUUGCAGCAGCUUAUCCGAGUCACUCAGCCUGAGCUGAUCCAGACCCAGAAGUCUCAGGAGUCGCAGCCUUCCGAAGAGGCAAAGCUAGCCAGCAGCAAGACCGUGACUCCAGAGAGCACCCAUCCAGAUGGCACCGAUGAGCCCACCAGCCAGGGCCACCCUGUGGCUACACAGAGCCCACCCAACAAAUCCAAACCGGUGACAAAGACAUCUGCAAGCAGCAUCAACGGGGCACCUCCAGCAAACCCCAACCCCAUCGUGCAGAGGUUGCCAGCCUUCCUGGAUAAUCACAACUACGCCAAGUCCCCCAUGCAGGAGGAGGAAGACCUUGCAGCAGGAGUGGGUCGCAGCCGGGUCCCAGUUCGACAGCACCAGCAGUACUCGGAUGAUGAGGAUGACUACGAUGAUGAUGAUGAGGAAGAAGUUCGUAACACCAACUCGGCUAUCAGCUACUCACCUUCCCUGCUGUGUUCCUGGGCAGAUGGGGGGAAAAGCUCUCCCCCUUCCAUCAAACCCGGUGAAGAGGCCCCGGUCGCAAUCAAACUGGACGAGAAGGAGGGCAGUGAGGCCAGUGACAGCAAAGAGAAGGUGGGACUUGGCAGGACCAGUGAUCACCCUGGGGGGGAAAAGUAUUCUCCCAAGGAGCUGCUGGCACUGCUGAAGUGCGUGGAGGCCGAGAUUGCCAACUACGAGGCCUGCCUGAAGGAGGAGGUGGAGAAGAGGAAGAAAUUUAAGAUUGAUGACCAGAGGAGAACCCACAACUACGAUGAGUUCAUCUGUACGUUCAUCUCCAUGCUGGCCCAGGAAGGCAUGCUGGCCAGCCUGGUGGAGCAGAACAUCUCCGUCCGCCGGCGGCAGGGAGUCAGCAUUGGCCGUCUGCACAAGCAGAGGAAGCCGGACCGCCGGAAACGCUCCCGCCCGUACAAAGCCAAGCGGCAGUAGCCUGGGAGCCAGGACUGUGAGGAGCAGCAGCUGGCUGGGCUUUGUGGCUUUGGGCAGUGGCACUUGGAUCUGUUACCCUUUGCCCAAGGAAGAGGGACCACAGUGACAAGCCCUUGGCCGAGGUGGAGCCUGGGGACAAAGAGAAAUCGGGUUCUCCUCCGAGCCCAA
Molecule: messenger RNA, 1847 nt
Organism: Antrostomus carolinensis (chuck-will's-widow)
Lineage: Eukaryota; Metazoa; Chordata; Aves; Caprimulgiformes; Caprimulgidae
Gene: BAP1
Product: BRCA1 associated deubiquitinase 1
Exons: 16
Biological process (GO): ubiquitin-dependent protein catabolic process; protein deubiquitination
Cellular component (GO): cytoplasm
Molecular function (GO): cysteine-type deubiquitinase activity
Source: RefSeq, a predicted model, not a curated record